Messenger RNA from Carica papaya (papaya), 746 nucleotides. Its product is annotated as late embryogenesis abundant protein 18-like. NCBI's taxonomy places the organism in Eukaryota, Viridiplantae, Streptophyta, Magnoliopsida, Brassicales, Caricaceae. Gene Ontology annotation, biological process: embryo development ending in seed dormancy. The record is from RefSeq and is a predicted model, not a curated record.
UUGCUUGCUUAUCUCCAAAUGAAAAGCUGGAAUGGUCCUAUUUGGCAAGACAUGAAACUGCAUGUUAGACACGUGUCUGCCGGCAGCACACGUGUGAAUAAGCAAGAGCGUCGCUAAUCUAAUUACCGCAUGCAUAGAACACAUAUAUCCACGAACAUUGUCUUUCGCUCUCCCAUCAAAACUUGUUUCCUUCAGAGCUCAAACAAAAAAUAAAGUUGAAGAUGCAAUCUGCCAAGGAAAAAAUAAGCAACAUGGCAAGUUCAACGAAGGAGCACAUCAAAAUCUGCAUGGCUAAAACUGAAGAGAAGCUGGAGAAAGCGACGGCGACGACGGAAGAACAGAAACAUAUAGCCCGUGAGCGUAGAAAAGCUAAGGAAGCACAAGCUAAGAUGGAACUGCACCAAGCCAAAGCCGAACACGCAGCCCAGAAGCUGAGAGCCAAGCAGGGGUCUCUCGCCGGCCACAAACAUUAUGCGCCAACUCCAGUUGCUGCCAGCCAUCCUGCUGGAUUUGGAACUAGUAAUCCCGCGUACGGUGUUACUAGCACUGGGCAGCAGCCUGUCGUGAGCGCCGAGCCCAUGGUUAGCACUCCGCCUGGGCCGGUUGCUCAAGGGCAGCAACCUGUUGGAACGGCUACUGCGGUUCCUACGUACCCCACUACGUAUCCCCUUGGUGGGCAACCCCGGGGGAACCAGUAUGUUUAGACGAGCAGUUUGCUGGCGGGAUGGCCUUUCUUUAUGAUUGUA